AUGACGGCGCCGGGAGGCCGCGCAGCCCUCAGCUCGCCUCCAGCGGCUGCAGCUGGGCCUCACUGGACCUCACCACCCUCUGCGCCGUCGCAGCAUCGCCCUCGGAACGUGCGCGACGCUUCUCUGCAGCUCGUAUCCGCGCAGUGUACCGCGCAGUGUCCGGAGCAGUGCGCCUUUGUCUCGACGGCUAAGCGCCCCAGCCCAGCCGUUAAGCGCAGGCGCCGCGCUCAGCUGCCCUGGACGACGUCUCUCAGCGUAGAUCCCGCCGUCUCUCAGUGUAGAUCCAUCGUCGAGGCCGUUCAUGCGCCCACCCGCUGCGCUCCCCAGACCGCCGUCCCAGCGCUGCUAGCCCGCGCGUCCCCACUCCGCACGCUCAAUCUGCCAACACGGGGCCGCCGCACCGCACCAGGCACCGCUGCAGGCACCGCUGCAGGCACCGCAGGCACCGCAGGCUCCGGCACGCAGCACACCAACACCCAGCACCUCUGCUGGACACGGCCCUCCUUCACAGCCCUCGCACCUGCCCGCGCUCCGUCGUUCCUUCCGCCGGCCGCCGCCCCAGAUCGCACCGGCCGCCGCGCUCCCCCAGCGCUCCCCCCUCGCGACUGCCUCGAGCCGGGGGCCAGCGCUGCCCGACCCGUCGAGCCUCCGCAAACUCUCGCCGCCGGGCGCACCCCGUCGCCCCCAGCAACCCCUACAACCACCGCAGGGCGCUGCCCACCUCUCGCCAUGUACCAGCUGCCGCCUCCCCCCCGCCAGCCCGCGUCGGCGCCCGCACAGCACAUGGGCCUGCCACCACCGCCGCCGCGGCCCUCGACUGGCGUCAACAUACCCCCUCCCCCCCACGGCGCCGCCUAUGCUGUUGGCUGGGGCGCCCCCCCGCCGCAGCGCCCCCAGCAGCAGUACCAGCAGCCCGGCUACAAUCCCAGCCUGUACCAGGGCUACCAGUCGCACCUGCCCCCGCCGCCCGGCCCGCCCCCGCUGCAGCAGCACAUCGAGGCGCCGCUCACCUCGGCCACGUACAUCCCUGAUGGAGAAUCGUUUGGACCUGGCGUCGGCAUCCCAGCCCUGCAGUCGCAUGCCGCUCGCCAGUACUCGGAGCCCACCUUCUACCGCGAGGACGGCUUCCCCCCGAAUGCCGACAUGUCCGGCACCAGCUUCCUCAACCUGCACGACAGCGUCCAGAGCAUCCAGUAUGGCUCCAGCGCGCCCCUCGGCUUCGCCCAUGCCGCCAGCCGCAGCCACCACGGGUAUGACCAGCUUGGCUCGAACACGACUAUGCAGAACCACUACCACCGCCCAGACGGCCCUAUAUCGCCGCCUGUCGCCGAACAGCAAUGGCCCGCCGAGCAGGUGCAGCGAUGGCUGGCAGACAACGGCUUUUCGAAGGACUGGCAGGAGACGUUUCGGACACUCGGGCUUGAGGGCUCGCGCUUCCUCGACAUUGGACGUGGCCACGGCUCCAAGGGCAACGUCGCCAUGAUGCACCAGGUCAUCUUCCCCCAGCUCGCCAAGCAGACCACGGCAAGCGGAACGGGGUGGGACCAAAACCGAGAACGAGAUGAAGGCCGCAAGCUGCGCCGGCUCGUGCGCCAUAUCGUGGAGACUGGAAGCUCUGGCCCGGUCCGCAUGCCCCAGCGCAGUGAUACUGGGGUGACGGCCAGUGCAGGGACUGAUGGAGGCCUCGAGAAUUCGCCGUUCAUGCCACCAAAUCCACUGGGCUUUGGCUCGACGCCGACCACAGCCAACGGCGAAGACAGCCCAGGCAGGCCCUUGUUGCACUCGCCCUCUGCCUCCGCACCCCCACGACGCAUCUCGACGCAGCAAAGAAACUUCACGGCACCAACAAUCGGCCUGCCAGACUACGCCGACACCCGCACCGCCUUCUCCAAGGAGAUCCUCCGCGACCUCGAACCCAGCUCCAAGAGGCACAGUCCCAACGUUUCAGGAGACUUUGGGCCCUCUGCGUUUGGGUCGCAUCGACAGGCCAGCCCACAGCAAAGUCCAGCGCUCCCAUCUGCGCGGCUUGCAGCAAACGGUGGUCAGCUCAGUGCAGGCAUAGCAGCCAACGGGCAACGCUACUAUUCGCAUGCCCGCGGCAACAGCUCCGAGUCUAACCUAUCCACAUUCGCAAAUACAGGCUCAGGACCUCCCACGGGCCGCUCUUUUGCGGAAGGCCGAUCGGACAGCCGCAAUGAGAGCAAGAGGAAUGCCUCCGAAGCGCCGCGGCCCGGGACAGGACUCACACGCUAUGACAAUGCAGAGCCGUUGAGUGCGAAAGACCACCACAAGGGCUUCUUUGGCAAGAUCAUGGGCCGCGACAGGAAGAAGCACGACAGCCAUCCCUCUCCCGAAGACGCCAACCUGGAUUCUCCCACCAGCCCCGCAAGCCAUCGCCAUCACGCGAGCGGAUCGUUCUUUGGCAAGUCUGGCAUGAACUCGAGCGAGACCUCCCUGAACGAACGCCCCCGCUCUCGUCGGUCUGCGCAGACGGACGCAGAGAGCCGGCUGUCCGGCCACACGCGAACGUCGAUGCGCGACGAGCGUAGAUAUGCAUUCGUCACGCCGGACGGCUGGAAUUACCGUUUGAUCGACGUCACCAACGCAGACACCGCCGCAGCCAUACGGUACAUGUGUUGCGAGGAGCUGAACUCGGGUCUCAGUCAGACGCCUGGCGUGGAGCUCUACUUGACAACACCAGGCCAAUACGAGCACGACGGCGCGCUGUCCGACUCUAACCUCCUGGAAGCGCGCUCGCAGUUCGGCAACAAAUUUGGAGAGCUGAAGAUCUUCGUCAAGGUCCCACAGGAAGGGCCGCCGUCGAACGGUUUGGGCGUCUUGGUGGCGCAACCAACCAUCCUUGAUACCGCCUCUCAGGCUGGGUCUCCUGGCAGUCUCAAGUCUGCGGAGUCGACGCUCGUGCCUGCCCAAGCCGCAGCACUGCGCCAGCUGACAAAGGAAGAGCCCAUGCCUGAUGUCAGUUUCCACCGGCCGAAUGCGAACAGACCGAUAGAGCCUUAUGCUGUCGACGAUGGCCCCGAGCAGGAACGCCGCAGGAUGCUCGAGCUGGCUGCCGAGGAGCACCGCAAGGAGACGAAGCGGAAGCAAGAGGAGUACUUCAAGGGGCGCAUGCAGCGGCUGAAGGGCACCAGUCCUGACCCCAUGUCCGCUUCACUGUCUGCGUCUGGCGACAGUCUUGGCUUCCGAAGCGCAGGGGUCAUCGACUUUGACGAGCCGCGCAAUUCGCCCUACGAAGAAAUCAAGAAGCCGUUCGAGCCUCAAAAAGCCACGAAAGAGCUCGUCCCUAAGAGGCAACCGCCACCCGUACCAGCUGACACAACAACACUCCUCAAAGCUAACUCACUCUCAAGAAGCAAAAACCGCCCGCCAUCCUGGCCAGAAGGUGACGAUACCUCGAGCAAGCGCAAGUCGGCCGAGUCGGAGACAGCCAAGCGGAAAGCCAUCCCUCAAGGCCCAAGUGGACUUUCUAACAUUGCGGCUGCUAUCAUUGGAGCAGGCAUUGCCGGAGGGUCGGUGGGUGCAGCCAACAAAGCACUGCCCAAGCCCCCUCCUAAGCCAGAGAUGCACGACUCCUCGCCCGAGAGUGUUCGUCCUUCGCAGCAGCUCUUGAAAGAAAGUGGCUUCGGUGCCGGGUCAGGCAGAAACAGUCCAGGUGGGUCUCCCCGCAGCCCUGGCGACUUUACAAUGAGCAAAGGCAACAUUCCGUUCAAAAUACCUGACUAUGUGGAAGUUUCUCCAGAUGCGAUGGCCUUCGAUAAGCCCGAACUCACCCUCGCGAUGCCCACUCCGCCCCGCCUGACCGAGGACAAGUCGAAGGAACAGCGGCCGCGCACGCCCGACUUCAGCCCGACCUCCUCCCGCGCCCCCGCAAGCACACUCACCCGGGAGUCGUCGCGUGUCUCCAUCUACGGGCCGACGCACGACUUUGAAGAAGCGCGCGUAUCGUUCCGCGAUGAGCCGAAUGUCGAGGCCUCCGACUCUGACGACGAUUCUGACGACGGUCUGUUCGCCGCACCGCUCGCUGGUCGCAGCCCACCCCCUGCACCGGCACCAGCACGGAAUGUCUCUAUUGCAAGGAACACCAGCGGCCAUCGGGCACAGCGCCCCAAUCUAAAGCUGAAGACGUCACGUUCUAAGAAUUCACUGGCUCAGGUGGCCGAGCAGCAAGAGCAAGACGAGCGCCAGUCGCACGUCGACAAGAUCCCCGAGUCUGCUGCUUCUACGACCUGGACUGACUCCCCACGUGACGAGCCCGACUUCAACCGUCGCGACUCGUUCGCUAGCAACGUAUGGGCAAAUCGUCCACCCGCCGAAGCCCUUGUGGACCACCUCGACGAGCUGUUCCCCAACGUCAACCUCGACCAGCCGAUGCUUGAAGAGGAGGAGACGGAUUCUAGUGAUGCGCCUACCGAAUCUUCAAACGCGAGCUUCGGUACCUUGACGCCAAUGUCUUCAGUCGACAAAGCCAGUCCCAACCCGCCGUUGAGCCGCGGACAAACUGGCCUCCAGUCUAUCGCCCAGCGCAACAUGCGGAAGUCUGGCGCAGGACUCGGAAGGACAAAGUCGAUUCGUGAAGUUGUCAAGUCACAAUACCACCCCAUGGAGAAGCGGGGCCAGGCUGCUGCCACGGGUCCCUCGCGGGUCGCUACACUACGCAACGGUGGCGACAUCAUGAGGAGGAAGUCGACCAAGAUGUUCCACGCCAGGAUCGAGCAGGUCAAGCCGUCGCGAGGAUCACGACUCAUCCAGCUCGAGACCAUCCCGCAGGACAAUCUGCCGAUGCAGCGCCAGCCAACAUUCAAAUGGAUGAAGGGCCAGCUGAUUGGCAAGGGAACGUUCGGUCGCGUGUACCUCGGUAUGAACAUCACCACUGGUGAGCUUAUUGCGGUCAAGCAGGUCGAGGUCAACGCCAAAGCGGCCGGCUCGGACAAAGACAAGAUCAAGGAGCUCGUCAAGAGUCUCGACCAGGAGAUCGACACGAUGCAGCAUCUCGACCACCCCAACAUCGUGCAGUAUCUUGGAUGCGAGCGCAAAGAGUACAGCAUCUCCAUCUUCCUCGAGUACAUUUCUGGUGGCUCAGUCGGCUCCUGCAUCCGCAAGCACGGCAAGUUUGAGGAGAGCGUGGUCAGCUCUCUCACCCGCCAGACCCUGCUCGGCCUGUCCUACCUCCACCGUGAAGGCAUUCUGCACCGCGACUUGAAGGCUGACAACAUCCUCCUCGACCUCGACGGCACGUGCAAGAUCUCCGACUUUGGUAUCUCCAAGAAGAGCGACAACAUCUACGGCAACGAUGUCACAAACUCCAUGCAGGGCUCUGUCUUCUGGAUGGCGCCGGAGGUGAUUCGCUCCCAGGGCCAGGGCUACAGCGCGAAGGUGGAUAUCUGGUCCCUUGGCUGCGUCGUCCUGGAGAUGUUUGCUGGCAAGCGUCCCUGGAGCCGCGAGGAAGCCAUCGGCGCCAUCUACAAGCUGGGCUCCCUCAACCAGGCACCCCCUAUCCCCGAGGACGUCAGCAGGGCCAUCAGCAUCGAGGGGCUGAGCUUUAUGUACGACUGCUUCACAAUCGAUCCUACCGAGCGCCCGACAGCCGAGACGCUGCUGCGGGCGCCAUUCUGUUUCUCGGAUCCCAACUACAACUUUCUGGAUACCGAGCUGUAUGCGAAGAUUCGGGGAGCGUUCCAAUAGCGUUUGCGCACGUACAGCUUUGUAAUGAGCCAUGUUCCGCGAUCUACGGCACAUUUUCUAUGUUUCAACGUGUAUUUCGAAAGGAUUAUAUACCCCUCUUUUGUACCUUCAUUCAACCUUUUCACAUGUAGCUUCAGGGUCAACGACCAAUACCAAUUUUGUUAUACUCAGGAGCUCGACAUCUGGUCAACACAGCCACAGUCAGCUGAAUCGGUGUCCGACUGUAC
Messenger RNA from Boeremia exigua, 5930 nucleotides. Its product is annotated as camp-dependent protein kinase-like protein. The transcript is spliced from 3 exons. Gene Ontology annotation, biological process: protein phosphorylation. Gene Ontology annotation, molecular function: ATP binding; protein kinase activity. Lineage: Eukaryota; Fungi; Ascomycota; Dothideomycetes; Pleosporales; Didymellaceae. The record is from RefSeq and is a predicted model, not a curated record. The coding region runs from base 1 to 5703 and encodes 1900 amino acids.